AUGGCUUCGCCUCUCUUUGCUGCGCGGGCGGCCCGCAAGGCUGCCUUCAAUGUCGCCGGCAAGCGAUACCUAUCCGAUAUUUCCAUUACUCGAACUGGCAAGCCUAUCAUGCGUGUUGAGGGAGGCCGGAAACCAGGCCAUACUGUUACCGUAUUUGGCGCAACUGGCCAACUAGGACGAUACAUUGUCAACCGACUGGCCCGCCAGGGAUGCACUGUCGUUAUUCCCUACCGCGAGGAGAUGUCCAAGCGUCAUCUCAAGGUCACUGGAGAUCUUGGCCGUGUUGUCUUCAUUGAGCACGACCUUCGAAACACCCCUUCGAUCGAGGCGAGCGUUCGACAUUCCGAUGCUGUUUUCAACUUGAUUGGCCGCGACUAUCCUACCAAGAACUUCUCUUUGGAGGAUGUGCAUGUUGAGGGAACUGAGCGAAUUGUCGAGGCUGUUUGCAAGUACGAUGUCGACCGAUAUAUCCACGUUUCCUCCCACAGCGCCAACUCUCAGUCCGUCUCCGAGUUCUACCGAACAAAGGGUCGAGCUGAGGAGGUUGCCCGACAACUUUUCCCUGAGACCACUAUUGUCCGCCCUGCGCCCAUCUUCGGUUUCGAGGAUAACCUGCUGCUGAAGCUUGCUGGUGUCACUAACCUCUUCACUUCCAACAACAUGCAGGAGAAGUUCUAUCCCGUUCACUCUAUCGACGUUGGUGCUGCUCUUGAAAAGAUCUUCUACGACGACACAACUGCUGGACAGACUUUCGAGCUUUACGGACCCAAGAAGUACAGCAUGGAGGAGAUUUCCGUUAUGGUUGAUAAGGAGAUUUACAAGCAGCGACGACACAUCAACGUGCCCAAAGCCAUCCUUAAGCCCGUUGCUGAGAUCCUGAACAAGUUCCUUUGGUGGCACACUCUGUCAGCCGAUGAGGUUGAGCGAGAGUACUUGGACCAAGUCAUUGACCCUGAGGCCAAGACCUUUAAGGAUCUCGGUAUUGAGCCUGGUGACAUUAUCAACUUCACCUACCACUACCUGCAAGGAUUCCGCAGUCAGAACUUCUACGAUCUUCCCCCUGCGACAGAGAAGGAGAAGAGGGAAGAGAAGAAGUACAUCCAUGUCUUGGAUGAGUUACCGUCGAGGAAGCAGUGCAGUAAAGAGGACCCCGCCAAAACCCUCACACAAAACCUUCUAUCGCAUCGCAUCGAAGCGCCGAGUCUCCGUAAUCGACCGUAUAUCAAAACCGAAAAGAUACGUUUUGACGACAACAUUCCGAUGUCUUUUGAUGAUGAAGAGCCCAUAAGCCUCUCGAGUCACGCCUUGGCCGCGCUGGCCGAGUUCCACGCCGAAAAGGACGCCCAUGAAAAGACAUUUGAGAAGUUGAGGACCGGCGCCGCUCCGAGAGCUGGAGCCGGACUCGGCGUCGUCGAACCGGAAGACGAGGACCCUGUAGCGGAGGAUGCAGACGACCAACCGCUGAGCAUGGCGGCGUUUACGGAGGAUUGGAACGAAUCGCAGUUUUGGUUCCUCGACGAAACAGCCUUUGCUCUGGCCGAUCAGCUCCUCGAUGGCGCAUCGUCAAGCUCGAUUAUUGGUGUAGUCUCGACACCGAGCGUAUUCAUUGCACUCAAGAAUCGUCUUAGAUUCUGGCCUAUUGAAGACCGACCUAAGCUGGUCUUGUUGGAACAUGACCACCGUUUCAGCGUCUUUCCUGAGUUUGUCUUCUAUGACUUCCAGCGACCUCUUCAACUCCCAGCUCAUCUGAAGGGCAGCUUGGAUAGUGUUAUCAUUGAUCCUCCAUUCUUCAGCAAUGACUGCCAGACAAAGUUUGCCCUAACAGGCCGCUGGCUCGUCAAGCCAAAGUCGCCUCGUGUGAUUGUCUGCACGGGAGAACGAAUGGCUACCAUUGUCGACAAGCUCUACCGUUCUCUUGGAGUCUAUGCGACAACCUUCGAGCCUGCUCACGCGGGUUUAAGUAACCACUAUUACUGCUACGCCAAUUUUGAGAGCUCAACCUGGGAUUGGCGAUCUGAUGAAUCAGAUUAA
Molecule: messenger RNA, 2031 nt
Organism: Fusarium oxysporum Fo47
Lineage: Eukaryota; Fungi; Ascomycota; Sordariomycetes; Hypocreales; Nectriaceae
Product: putative N6-adenine methyltransferase-domain-containing protein
Exons: 14
Coding region: 1-2031 (676 amino acids)
Cellular component (GO): mitochondrion
Molecular function (GO): protein-lysine N-methyltransferase activity; protein-containing complex binding
Source: RefSeq, a predicted model, not a curated record